Cariama cristata (Red-legged seriema) is the source of this 2748-nucleotide messenger RNA. It is a transcript of the gene MARK1, whose product is annotated as MAP/microtubule affinity-regulating kinase 1. The coding region runs from base 274 to 2331 and encodes 685 amino acids. The transcript is spliced from 17 exons. Gene Ontology annotation, biological process: intracellular signal transduction; microtubule cytoskeleton organization; protein phosphorylation. The record is from RefSeq and is a predicted model, not a curated record. Gene Ontology annotation, molecular function: protein serine/threonine kinase activity; ATP binding; tau-protein kinase activity. Lineage: Eukaryota; Metazoa; Chordata; Aves; Cariamiformes; Cariamidae. Gene Ontology annotation, cellular component: cytoplasm.
UCUGUGGACGGAUACACUGAACCACAUGUCCAGCCUAUCAAGUCAAGUAGCAGACAAAACAUCCCUCGAUGUCGAAACUCCAUUACAUCUACCAACGAAGAGCAUCCUCACAUUGGAAAUUACCGCUUACUGAAAACAAUAGGAAAAGGAAAUUUUGCCAAAGUGAAACUGGCAAGGCAUGUGCUUACUGGAAGAGAGGUUGCUGUGAAAAUAAUAGAUAAAACCCAGCUAAAUCCUACUAGUCUGCAAAAGUUGUUUCGAGAAGUACGAAUAAUGAAGAUACUGAAUCAUCCCAAUAUUGUAAAAUUAUUUGAAGUUAUUGAAACCGAAAAGACAUUGUAUUUGGUAAUGGAAUAUGCCAGUGGGGGAGAAGUAUUUGACUACCUAGUUGCACAUGGAAGAAUGAAAGAGAAAGAGGCUCGUGCAAAAUUCAGGCAGAUUGUGUCUGCUGUGCAGUACUGUCAUCAGAAACGCAUAGUUCAUCGUGAUCUUAAGGCAGAAAACCUUCUACUUGAUGCAGACAUGAACAUUAAAAUUGCAGACUUUGGUUUUAGUAAUGAAUUUACAGUUGGUAAUAAACUGGACACAUUUUGUGGAAGCCCACCUUAUGCCGCUCCUGAACUUUUCCAAGGAAAGAAAUACGACGGUCCUGAAGUGGACGUGUGGAGCCUUGGGGUGAUUUUGUACACACUAGUAAGCGGAUCAUUGCCAUUUGAUGGUCAGAAUCUAAAGGAACUAAGGGAGCGAGUACUGAGGGGGAAGUACCGCAUUCCAUUCUAUAUGUCCACAGACUGUGAAAAUCUGCUUAAGAAGCUACUAGUACUGAAUCCAAUAAAACGAGGCAGCUUGGAACAAAUUAUGAAGGAUCGGUGGAUGAACGUUGGCCAUGAAGAAGAAGAACUAAAGCCAUAUACUGAGCCUGAACCAGAUUUUAAUGACACCAAGAGAACAGAAAUUAUGGUCACAAUGGGCUUUUCAAGAGAAGAAAUCCAUGAAUCUUUAGUAAACCAAAUGUAUGAUGAAGUCAUGGCUACUUAUCUCCUUCUAGGUAGAAAACCACCUGAAUUUGAAGGAGGUGAGUCCUUGUCCAGCAGCAACUUGGGUCAGAGGUCUCGUCCUAGCAGCGACCUCAACAACAGUUCUGUGCAGUCUCCUGCUCACCUGAAGGUCCAACGGAGUAUAUCAACUAAUCAGAAACAGCGGCGGUUCAGUGAUCAUGUUGGUCCCUCAAUUCCUCCUGCUGUCUCAUACACCAAAAGGGCUCAGGCAAAUAGUGUGGAAAGUGAGCAGAAAGAAGACUGGGACAAGGAUGUCUCACGCAAACUUAGCAGCACUACAGUGGGAUCCAAAGGAGAGAUGGCUGCAAGUCCACUUGUGGGUCCAGAAAGAAAGAAAUCAACUACAGUUCCUCGUAAUAAUGUAUUUUCUGGUAGUGGAAUGACAAGGAGAAACACUUAUGUUUGUGAACGUUCUUCAGAUCGCUAUUCUGCAAUACAGAAUGGGAAGGACAACAGCCUAACAGAAAUGUCCGUGAGUAGCACAUCUUCUGCAGGCUCUGCAGUAGCUUCUGCUCUAUCAACACGGCCUCGACAUCAAAAGUCUAUGUCUGCCUCUGGUCAUCCUAUAAAAGUUACACUGCCAACCAUCAAAGAUGGCACUGAAGCUUACCGACCAAGCAGUGCAACUCAAAGAGUGCCUGCUGCUUCCCCGUCUGCUCAUAGUAUUAGCACUACCACUCCAGACCGAACCCGCUUUCCUCGGGGGAGUUCAAGUCGAAGCACUUUCCAUGGUGAGCAGCUAAGGGAGCGGCGUAAUGCCACUUACAAUGGACCGCCCGCCUCACCAUCACAUGAAACCGGUGCUUUUGCACAUGCUAGAAGAGGGACAUCAGCUGGUAUAAUAAGCAAGAUAACUUCCAAGUUUGUUCGCAGGGAUCCAAGUGAAGGCGAAGCCAGUGGCAGAACUGACACCUCAAGGAGUGCUUCUGGGGAGCCAAAAGACAGAGAGAAGGAGGAUAGCAAAGAUUCGAAGCCACGCUCCUUGCGGUUCACAUGGAGUAUGAAGACCACUAGUUCUAUGGACCCGAAUGAUAUGAUGAGAGAGAUUCGGAAAGUGUUAGAUGCUAAUAACUGUGACUACGAACAAAAAGAGAGGUUUUUGCUCUUCUGUGUCCAUGGCGAUGCACGACAAGAUAGCCUUGUUCAGUGGGAGAUGGAAGUCUGCAAACUGCCACGAUUGUCACUCAAUGGAGUUCGUUUCAAGAGAAUAUCUGGGACUUCUAUUGCAUUUAAGAACAUUGCAUCCAAGAUAGCAAAUGAGCUUAAGCUGUAAAGAGAGCCUAAAUUUUUUGGGAUCAGGGAAGAUUCAUACAUGAUCUACACUUUGAAUGUACUGGUUACGCCUAAUGUGAUUGGCCUGUGAAACUCCCCAUGUAGAAAUUGCCCUUAUUGCAAUAAGGUUAUACAUAGUUAUUCAGAAUUGUAAAGUUAAAUCCAGUAUGACCUAUAUUAAAUAACUGUAGCUAAAGAAGUUAUGUUCACAUGUACAGGUAAGUAUAUAGAGCAUUCUGUUCAUUUUAUGUUCAUAGAGUUGUAUAAUAAAAAGAUGACUGCUUAAAUUCAGAUCUUGUAUAGUUGUCUAGAUUUCUGCACAGAAAUGUAUGUUUGAUGCUUUGAGUUGAAAAAGUUCUUCCCUAUCGUUUACAUUUUUGGUGGUUUUUAUAAGUCUUUACCUCUACCAUGCAUUUUU